This is a messenger RNA of Podarcis lilfordi (Lilford's wall lizard), 783 nucleotides long. Lineage: Eukaryota; Metazoa; Chordata; Lepidosauria; Squamata; Lacertidae. The record is from the annotation of a GenBank genome assembly.
AUGACUCACCAAGCACACCCCUUCCACAUAGUCGACCCUAGCCCAUGGCCCCUAACAGGAGCCAUCGCAGCUCUAUUAUUAACAUCAGGCCUUGCAGCAUGAUUUCACUUCAAUAAUAUAAACUUAAUUUUACUCGGCCUUAUUAUUAUACUUUUAACAAUACAACAAUGAUGACGAGAUGUCAUUCGUGAAGGAACAUAUCAAGGACAUCAUACAAUGCCAGUACAAAAAGGCCUACGAUACGGUAUAAUCUUAUUUAUUACCUCAGAAGUAUUAUUUUUUGCCGGAUUCUUCUGAGCUUUCUACCACUCAAGUCUGGCCCCCACCCCUGAACUUGGAAGUCAAUGACCGCCAACAGGAAUCCACCCUUUAAACGCCUUUGAAGUCCCGCUCCUAAAUACAGCUGUCUUGCUAGCCUCCGGAGUAACAGUAACAUGGGCCCAUCACGCCUUGAUGGAAGGAAAACGAACUGAUACUAUCCAAGCAUUAUCCCUAACAAUCUUACUAGGCCUAUACUUUACAGCCCUACAAGCCAGCGAAUAUCACGAAACAUCCUUCACUAUCUCAGACAGCGUCUAUGGCGCAACUUUCUUUGUAGCCACCGGCUUCCACGGCCUACAUGUAAUUAUUGGAUCCCUAUUUCUCACUACCUGCCUCAUUCGACAAUCCUUAUUUCAUUUUACAACAAACCAUCACUUCGGAUUUGAAGCAGCCGCUUGAUACUGACAUUUUGUAGACGUUGUAUGAUUAUUCCUGUAUGUAUCAAUCUACUGAUGAGGCUCU